Molecule: messenger RNA, 1602 nt
Organism: Daldinia caldariorum
Lineage: Eukaryota; Fungi; Ascomycota; Sordariomycetes; Xylariales; Hypoxylaceae
Product: aldolase
Exons: 2
Coding region: 176-1348 (390 amino acids)
Biological process (GO): ketone body biosynthetic process; L-leucine catabolic process
Molecular function (GO): hydroxymethylglutaryl-CoA lyase activity
Source: RefSeq, a predicted model, not a curated record
CAUUAGUAGCCGAGCUCUUACAAGUUACAAGGGUGUUCAUCUGUCUACCCCAUUUCCAUUUGCAGCUUUUGAGGAGCAAUAUUGAACGUCUAUAAAAGAGAAGAGAACAACAAUUUUGGGUGGUAUGUGGUAUGAGUAGGGGAAUUGCGGUUUAACUGAUCGAUAUGAAUAAAAGAUGGCGUCGCUGCGCCCAAUUAUCCAGUUAGCUCGCUGGCGUGUGUCAACCCGUGCUCCAUCAGCAGCAGCAUCAGCAGCAGCUCGGCGACGAUGCUUUGCGACAGCUUCCGACGUCAAAAACCCAGGCGAAUCAGCAACACAGCAACAACAGCAACCACCACGCUCCGAUAACCGAGUGAAGAUAGUUGAAGUAGGACCGAGAGACGGUUUACAGAAUGAAAAGAAAUCAAUUCCUCUGGCUACCAAGAUCGAAUUCAUUGAGAGGCUAGCUAAGACUGGUGUGUCCGUCAUAGAAGCUGGGUCCUUCGUCUCUCCGAAAUGGGUACCACAAAUGGAUAACUCGAGCGAAAUUCUCGAGCACAUCUUAACGAACAAGAUCCCCUCGCCCGUCCCGAUCACGUACUCAUUCCUCGCCCCCAACGCGAAGGGUUUCGAGAAUGCCGCAGCUCUACUUCAAAAGCACCCCGGUGCCUACCUGACGGAAGCCGAAUCGUUCGCAGGCCUGAAAGGCAAGCCGGCAGUAGAAAUCGCAGUUUUCGCCGCCGCGACCGAGAGUUUCUCCCAGAAGAACCUGAACUGCGACAUCGCGACGUCGCUCGAGAUGUUCAAGGACGUGAUCCAAGGGGCGAAGCAGUUAGGCAUCCGGGCCCGGGCCUACAUCUCGGUGGUCCUGGGCUGUCCCUUCGAGGGACACGACGUAAACCCGCAUAAGGUGGCCGAGAUCGCCACUUCCCUGCUGGAGAUGGGCGCUGACGAGAUUUCGCUCGGGGAUACCACAGGCAUGGGCACCGCGCCCCGCACCCAGGAGCUCUUGAAGUGCAUGGCGGCCGCGGGGAUUCGUAACGAGGACAUUGCCAUGCAUUUCCACGACACGUACGGCCAGGCCCUCGUGAACACGGCGAUUUCUCUCGAGCGCGGCAUCAGGACCUUCGAUAGCUCUGUCGGUGGUCUUGGUGGCUGCCCGUACAGCCCUGGUGCCACUGGAAAUGUGGCGACGGAAAAUAUGGUGUACUUCCUCGAGAGCUUGGGUAUGGACACGGGCAUCGACCUCGACGCUAUGGCGGAUAUUGGGCAAUGGAUCUCUGACGAGUUGGGCAGACAGAACGACUCUGUCGUUGGUAAAGCCGUGCUCGGGGCUCGUAAGGCUAGGUCUUCUACGUCGGCUACGUAAUACUAGUUUUGACGUAAGAAUGCGAAUGUAAGGUAUAUAUUUGACCAUCCACGUCGAGACGCAUGCAAGGACGAUUGGCAUAGUUUGAUUAUCACUUGUGAAAAACUUAUAAACUUGAAGACGGUUUAAAUAUUAAAAGCUACAUCAUGUAACGGAUUCUCAACUACUGCACAGGCAAUCAAACCACUCUUCGCACCUUGCUAUAGUAAAUAAACACUGCUGAGAGUGCUAAGGCCAUUUAUUCAAUUCUUGAC